Molecule: messenger RNA, 1643 nt
Organism: Vombatus ursinus (common wombat)
Lineage: Eukaryota; Metazoa; Chordata; Mammalia; Diprotodontia; Vombatidae
Gene: SNCG
Product: synuclein gamma
Exons: 9
Coding region: 835-1215 (126 amino acids)
Biological process (GO): synaptic vesicle endocytosis; chemical synaptic transmission; synapse organization
Cellular component (GO): axon terminus; neuronal cell body; cytoplasm
Molecular function (GO): cuprous ion binding
Source: RefSeq, a predicted model, not a curated record
CCAAACGUGACUUCCUUCAAGCCUCACAAUAACCCUGGGAGUUCCUGGCCUGGAGCAGACACUUCCUAAGUUCUUGCUCCUUUGAGUGGGGUUGGUUGACCUCCAAGGCAUUUCCUCUGGACUCUGGGGGGAGGAGGCUGAACUCUCCUGGGACACUUGGAGUCACUUGGGUGAGCGGAAGGCUGGUGAGCCCUUCAGCACGUCUAGGGAAGCUGAGGAAGCAAUCAGAGCAGACGGAAGUGAGGUGGCUUCCUUCCUUUCUCACGCCAACCAGAAUGAGUCACAGGAUGAUGGAUGGAGAGCUGGACAGAGCACAGAGGCCAUGCAGUUCAACCCCUUAAUUUCACCAAGACGGAAAUGGAGGCCCAGAGACAUUAAAUGAAUCGUCCAAGGAAGGUUCCCAUUCUCCAGACCAGUAUCCUCCUUGGACAUCGACACGUUCCCUUGAACCUCUGGGGCACCCAAUCCCACAGGUAGAAGGAGUAUCUUGCCCUUGGAGGAGAUAGUAAGUGCCCUGCAGCUUCCAGAGGCUGGCGGGGAGCCAGCCGCGCUCCUUUCUUCUCAUAUCUGCUCCGCUUCCCACCCGGCCGGGGUGGGAGCAUUAAUAUUUCAGCAACGCCUGGCUGCUGGCAUUGGCUCCACCGCAGUGUACUUUGUCAAUAAGACAGCCAAGCAGGGAGGGAGCUAACCGGCCACCCGCAGGGGAACCAACCGCAGCCCCGGCGGCGGCGAGCGCAUUCACUCAAGCUGCAUUGAGCAGAGGGCUCCAGUGUCCGAGGCUCUGUCCGACUGUUCCGUAGCCCACCCCGGGAGCUCACUGCACCCUCGGCCACCAUGGAUGUCUUUAAGAAAGGUUUCUCCAUUGCUAAGGAGGGCGUGGUGGGGGCUGUGGAGAAGACCAAGCAGGGAGUCACUGAGGCUGCUGAGAAGACCAAGGAGGGGGUGAUGUAUGUGGGAACUAAAACUAAAGAGGGUGUGGUGCAGAGUGUGACCUCAGUUGCGGAAAAGACCAAAGAACAGGCCAACAUGGUGAGCGAUGCUAUGGUAGCCAGUGUGAACACCGUGGCCAACAAGACAGUGGAGGAGGCUGAAAACAUUGUGGUGACCACUGGCAUCGUUCGGAAGGAGGAUUUGGUACACCCAGCUCCACCUGAGCAUGGGGCCCCCGAAGACCAGCCAGCAGAAGCAGAGAAGGUUGAGGGCAGUGGAGACUAGUCGGGGAACCAUCGUGGAGCCAGGCCAAGGAUCGUGGAGCCAGUAGCUGACUCUAACCUUCUCCCCUGUCACCAAAGCAAUCGCCUUCUUGGACCCAGCUCCCUCCCUUCUCCCCUGCUCCUGAAUGGAUGAACCCAUCAUGCUACACGUGAACCAGGGAAAGAUUGGGGGAUGGGCGAGGUGGGUAGGGCCCAUGCGGGGAAAGUUCUCCAAAUUCUGGAGCGUAUGUGUUGAGUAGCCAUGUGCAGGGUAUCUGUAGCUUAAGCCUCCCCCACCCUAGUCCAUCUAUCCAUCCAUCUGAGCAUCCUUGUUGCUGCUCCCUCCCUCCUUGCUUCCCUCUGUUCAGUUGGACUCCAUAGAUGUUGGGUGUGCUUUAUGUAUUUAUUUAUUUACAAGUGAUACCAGAAUAAAACUGUGUUUGAACCAUG